This is a messenger RNA of Danio aesculapii, 1613 nucleotides long. It is a transcript of the gene bfb, whose product is annotated as complement component bfb. Gene Ontology annotation, molecular function: serine-type endopeptidase activity. Bases 10 to 1386 code for a protein of 458 amino acids. NCBI's taxonomy places the organism in Eukaryota, Metazoa, Chordata, Actinopteri, Cypriniformes, Danionidae. Gene Ontology annotation, biological process: complement activation. Gene Ontology annotation, cellular component: extracellular region. The transcript is spliced from 11 exons. The record is from RefSeq and is a predicted model, not a curated record.
UCUGAAGUCAUGAUCAGCAUGGAGUGUGGGCAGUGGUUGAAGUGGUUAAUACUUGCACUGAUAUGUCCUCUCACUACAGCUGCUCCAUCCGGAGAUGGUUCAUGUCCCGAAGAGAAUCUAAGCAUUGCAGGAGGGAGUUUUGCUCUUUCUAAUGGCUAUUCAGAUGGGAGUUAUCUGACAUACAUUUGUCCAGAUGAACAUUACCCAUCUAUUCCAUCACGUCGUUGUCAAUUUGGACUUUGGACCCCAAAGACCAGCAGCAGAAAAACAGCUGAGUGCAAAAAAAUCACAUGUCCUAAUCCUCGUGUUUUUGAGAAUGGAGAAGUGGUUCCAUAUCAAGAGAGGUACUAUAUAAAUGAGGUUACCACUUACUUGUGUAAUUCUGUUUAUAAAUUUAGAGGCUCGAAAGUCUGGGUUUGCCAGCCUAAUGGCAAGUGGAAUGGAAGCACGCCAAUUUGUGGACGUGACUCUGAUCACUGUCCUGAUCCUGGCGUUCCCCCUGGUAGCAGUCGAACAGGCAAUGUGUUUAACGUUGAUGAUGAAGUCACGUACCACUGUGACAGUCCAUUGACCCUGAUUGGUUCCAAAUUGCGAAAGUGUCAGGAUGGUGGCCAGUGGACAGGAACAGAGCCACAGUGCUACGCUGAUUUCACAUACGACACUGUAGCAGAAGUUGCUGAAGCUUUCGGCAAUUCUUUAAAGACAAUGCUAACCAUUCAACAAGAGUCUGAAGAUGAUCAGCAUGGGAGGAAAAUAUGUUUGAAUAAGGGUCGAAAACUUGAUAUCUACAUUGCUGUGGAUGUGUCCGACAGCAUAAAUGAUUUUAAAAAAGCAAAACAAAUUAUUAAAACGCUCCUAGAAAAGAUCAGUUAUUAUGAGGUUUCUCCAAGCUUUGAGAUCCUGAUGUUUGCUACAGAUGUUUAUCGCAUCGUUAAGAUGAGGGACUUCAAAACCAUGCAAGUUGCAAGAAGACUAUCUAAAGUUUUUGAGGAUUUGGACAAUUUUGAUAAUGACAAAAAAUUGGAUCAAAAAAGCACAAAUAUCGCCAAACUUUAUCUGACCAUUUUAGAGAGCAUGUCAGUUGAGCAAAUCAUGAAUAAAGAAGACUUUCUUCAGACCAAACAUGUUGUCAUCGUGUUUACUGAUGGCCAAGCUAACAAGGGAGGGAAUCCCAGACCUCUAGCGGAACAAAUAAGACAUCUCGUUAUUAAAAAUGAUCCAAGUCGAGAGAAUAAUCUUGAUCUUUAUGUAUUUGGAGUUGGGACAGAUGUAAAUACAGAAGACCUGAAUGGCUUAGUGUCAGAGAAGGAGAAUGAAAGACAUUUCUUUAAACUUCGAGACUUGAACGAGGUGCAGAAGACGUUUGACAGCAUGCUUGAUGUAUGACCAGUGAGUGGUGUGACCUUAAGGAGGCCAGGCAUGAGUACUGGAACGUUUUGUUCAUCUUCUGUUCCUAUUUUUGAACAUCAGUUGACUUUAAGGUCACAUUGUAAGCUAUGUUGUAUUUAGAAUUCUAGAACAAAAAGUGUUCACAUAUUACAAAAUGUGUUUAAAAUGAAAAAUAUUUUUCUGUUUUGACUCAAAUUUUUAAAACUUAUUAUACAUUCCUAUGG